Molecule: messenger RNA, 3872 nt
Organism: Indicator indicator
Lineage: Eukaryota; Metazoa; Chordata; Aves; Piciformes; Indicatoridae
Gene: CMTR1
Product: cap methyltransferase 1
Exons: 23
Coding region: 16-2604 (862 amino acids)
Biological process (GO): 7-methylguanosine mRNA capping
Cellular component (GO): nucleus; cytoplasm
Molecular function (GO): methyltransferase cap1 activity; nucleic acid binding; protein binding
Source: RefSeq, a predicted model, not a curated record
CUUCUUUCAGCAAAAAUGAAGAGAAGGACAGAACCUGAAUUUAGCAGCCCCCAAAAGAAGCAGAAGAAGAGGAUAGAAGACUUGGGAUUAACCCUCAGUUCUACUUCAGAUGAUGAAACUCAAUUUAGUAAUCAUACUACUCAAGAGUCUUCCAGUAGCAGCAGUGGGUCUGACAGUGAGAGUGAUGAAAAAAGACCAGUCUUCAGCAAUGAAUUCAAACAAGAUUCCCUUGUGGAGGGUACUUCAUCUCGCUACUCAAUGUAUAACAGUGUCUCCCAAAAGCUCAUGGCCAAGAUGGGCUUCCGGGAAGGAGAAGGUCUGGGAAAAUACGGCCAAGGUAGGAAGGAUAUUGUUGAGGCCUCCAGUCAGAAGGGAAGGAGAGGCUUUGGGCUGACGCUCAAAGGAUUCGAUGGGGAGCUCAAUAUUGACUGGCAGGAUGAGCCAGAGCCCAGUGCCUAUGAGGAGGUGGACUGGUGCCUCAAGUGUACCACAGAAAUCCCUGAUGCCCAGGAGCUCAAGGAGUGGAUGACUGUGGGGAAGAGGAAGAUGGUGAUUGAAGAUGAAACAGAGUUCUGUAGUGAAGAGCUUUUACGUAAUGUUCUGCAGUGCAAGAGUGUAUUUGAUGAGCUGGAUGGAGAAGAAAUGCGUCGAGCCCGAACAAGGUCAAACCCUUAUGAGAUGAUCCGUGGAGCUUUCUUCCUGAACAGGGCUGCAAUGAAGAUGGCAAAUAUGGACCAUGUCUUUGACUAUAUGUUUACAAACCCUAAGGACUUCCAUGGGAACCCCUUGAUAAAGGAGCGAGAAGCAGAGCUGCUUUACUUUGCUGAUGUGUGUGCUGGUCCUGGAGGCUUCUCUGAGUAUGUCUUGUGGAGGCGGAAGUGGCAUGCUAAAGGAUUUGGCAUGACUUUGAAAGGACCAAAUGAUUUUAAACUAGAAGACUUCUACUCUGCUUCCAGUGAGCUUUUUGAACCUUACUAUGGAGAGGGAGGGAUUGAUGGAGAUGGAGACAUCACUCGUCCAGAGAACAUUACUGCUUUCCGGAAUUUUGUUUUGGACAAUACUGAUCAGAAGGGAGUGCAUUUCUUAAUGGCUGAUGGGGGUUUCUCAGUGGAGGGUCAGGAGAAUCUGCAAGAAAUCCUAAGCAAACAGCUCUUGCUUUGCCAGUUUCUUACAGCACUGUCCAUCGUCCGGACAGGAGGACAUUUUGUCUGCAAAACCUUUGACCUGUUUACUCCAUUCAGUGUGGGACUUGUUUAUCUGCUGUAUUGCUGCUUUGAGCGAGUGUGCAUCUUUAAACCUGUGACAAGCCGCCCUGCUAACUCAGAGAGGUACGUGAUAUGCAAAGGAUUAAAGCUAGGGAUCGAUGACGUGCGGGACUAUCUCUUCACGGUGAACAUCAGGCUCAACCAGCUGCGCAACUCCGACGUGGACGUGAAUCUUGUUGUCCCCUUGAACGUGAUCAAAGGCGACCAGGAUUUCUACGAUUAUAUCGUCCGGUCCAAUGAAAACCACUGCAAAGUUCAAAUAAAGGCACUUGCCAAAAUUCGUGCCUUUGUUCAGGACACGACACUGAUUGAGCCACGGCAGGCUGAAAUCCGAAAGGAGUGCCUCCAGCUGUGGGGGAUUCCUGAUCAGGCUCGUGUUGCUCCUUCAUCUUCAGAUCCCAAGUCCAAAUUCUUUGAGCUGAUCCAGGGCAUGGACAUUGAUACUUUCAGUUACAAACCCACUCCUCUGAAUUCCACUACACUGGAGAAAAUCCGUCAAGUGUUAGAUUACCGGUGCAUGGUGUCUGGAAGCGAGCAGAAGUUCCUCUUGGGAAUGGGGAAAUCACAGAUCUACACCUGGGAUGGUCGCCAGUCAGAUCGCUGGACAAAGCUGGACUUGAAAACUGAGCUGCCACGGGAUACCCUUCUCUCUGUGGAGAUUGUUCAUGAGUUGAAGGGAGAGGGGAAAGCUCAGCGAAAAAUCAGUGCCAUCCACAUCCUUGAUGUCUUGGUGCUGAAUGGCAAUGACGUUCAAAAGCAGCAUUUCAACCAGAGGAUUCGGCUGGCAGAGAAGUUUGUCAAAGCUGUUUCAAAGCCUAGCCGGCCAGAUAUGAACCCCAUCCGAGUGAAGGAAGUGUACAGAUUGGAGGAAAUGGAGAAGAUUUUUGUAAGGUUAGAGAUGAAAGUCAUUAAGAGUUCACGAGGAAUACCCCGGCUGUCCUACACUGGCCGAGAUGACCGGCACUUUGUGCCCACGGGACUCUACAUCGUAAGGACUCUGAAUGAUCCUUGGACAAUGGCAUUCAGCAAAAGCACCAAGAUGAAAUUCUUCUUCAACAAAGCAACCAAUCAAGCAACAUAUGACCUCCCUUUUGAAGCCAUAACACCCUUUUACAUGUGCCAUUACAGCCGCCUCUUCUGGGAGUGGGGGGAAGGUGUCAAAGUGCACGACUCUCAGAAAAGGCAAGAUCCAGAGAAGCUGUCAAAGGAGGAUGUCCUGUCUUUCAUCCAAGCACAUACCCCUAAGCCUGCUCUCCUGAGGGGUGCAGGGGGAACUGAGCCCAGCUUGGACUCAUCGGGGACUGAUGAGACUGGGGAGGCUCCACAACUUCAAUCCUAGUCUUCUCCAGAGCUGACUUCCUGGAGGUGAUUGAAGCAGGCAGUGAUACACAGAAGGCACAGGACGAAGCUCUACCCUGGCAGUGUAUAUAGGAUUAUGGCCCAGGUUGCACUUGCUGCCAGAGUACCCUUGGUGACUCCUGGAGCCAAGGCCUAACAUCCUUUUGUCCUGACCAACUGCAUGCAUGAGGCCAAGGGGCUGGCAGCUUUCUUUGCUCCCUUUUUGAACAUUCAGCAAGGUUUGUGGAGCUCUGUGUGUGCCAGAACUCUCCAGGCUUGUGCUUCCUUGGCAGCAUGGGAAGGAGCAGAGAUGUCUUGGUGGCAGAGCUGGGCAGCAGCACACUGAAGCAGCUCUGUCAUUCCUGGCCUUGUCAAAGGGUGUUAAUUCAUUGGGGAAUGGAUACAAACAGGUAUUCUUGUGGUUGUCUCCAACACUUCUGCUUAUUAAGACACUUGGCUGGUCACUAGCAAUUCCCAUGUGAUGGUAUCCCGUUGGACAAAGGCCAACACAGGUGAUGAGCUCCUAGCAUAGAUUAGAUGUGCUCAGUGCCAGGGAUUUCUCAGACCUUUAGGAACUGCUGUGAGAAGGAUUUUCCCUCUCCAGGUCAAUGAUUGAACCUGAGCCAGCAGCCUGAGGUUAAUCUGUGAAUGUUUCUAUGCCUCGUGGUACUUCUGAGACCAAUGAGCUUUGAUUCUUGGUACUUGACAACACUACCCAAAUCUUUGGUGAGGAAAAUGAUGUGGGAGGGAAGACACAGGAAGGUUGGGAUGCUGGAGGCCUUUGGAGGAAAUGAUGGCAAUGGCUGACUGAGUUAAAAAAACAAAGCAAAAAGCAACAAACAAAACCCAGCAACAAACAAAACCCAGCAACAAACAAAACCCAACACCAAACAAAACCCAACACAAUAUGGUUUGAGUGAAAGAUGUUGACUUUGAACAGGCUGGUUAAUCAGAAGCCCUGUCCCAUGGCUGUGCCUACUGGAUAGUUUAACAGGCUUUACUUUUUAAAUGUCACAGUGGGCUUUGAAAGCCUCCAUGUCUCAUUUGUUCCUGAAACUGCAUCUAGGAUGAAAGCACAGAGCUGUGAAUCUCUCAACAUGGUAUUUGUGUGUCAACAGACUUCUCCAUGUACUGGGCUCAAAGUAGUCUUCUCUGGCAUAAUUUACAUUCACUUCUGGCUUCCAUGGCACUUAUGCUAGGUCUUCCACAUAGAUCAGGUGAUGACACAUGGUUGACUGCUUUUGGCCAUGCAGUAAAAUUGCCCUGUUU